AUGAAAAGGAGUCUAGCUGACACUUCAACUCGCAGCACAGCAGGUUGUCUGCCUGUACCUCUGUUCAAUCAGAAAAAAAGAAAUAGACAGCCCCUCACUUCAAAUCCACUUAAAAAUGAGCCAGGUACCAGUUCUGGGACUCGUACUUACGACUUUUCUCCCACAUCAUUCGGCUGGGGAACUGCAAACCCAGAAGUGGCUGAACUACAGAAAGCAGCAAACAAUGGCCAAACAGAACAUCAGAUGGCUCCUUCCCUUAUGAAACCACCAAAUGCAUCAAAGUCUAAUUUAGCAAAUGCUCGAAGAAACUUGUAUGCCUACAGGGCAGAAGAGAAGACUCCCAGUACUAAAGUUUGGAACAGAAAUGAGUAUGCUCCUUUAAGAAACACAACAGAUUCGAGAUCUGAUAGUGGAAUUAUUCGAAAGUUUGAGAGCCUUUCAAAUAGUUUGAAAACUGUCCAGCAGCAAAAAAACCCUGAUAACCGUAAUUCAUCUCAGCAUAUCAAAACAACCGAAACCAGCCAAACAUAUACAUCUAAAGGACAAUGGCCAGUGAAACCUAAAACUGUUUCAAAAAGUCUGCAGGAUCAUAGUGUGGCAUACAAGUUUAACCACAAUAUUCAGCAAAAUAAAAUGAAUGAAAACCAAUUUGAUUGUGUUCCAGAAGACAAAAGUCAGGAGGUUUCAUCAUCUCAAUUAAAAAUUAAAGAAAAAAAGAAUUCUUUGCGAAUCGUAUCUGCAGUCAUUGAAAGUAUGAGGCACUGGAGUCAAUAUGCUUAUAAAACUGCACUAUUAUUUGAAGUUUUAGGCACACUUGAUUCUGCAGUCACACCUGGAGCCUACGGGGCAAAGAAUUUUCUUCUGAGAGAUGGAAAGGAGAGUCUGCCUUGUGUAUUUUACGAAAUUGACCGGGAGCUUCCAAGACUAAUUAGAGGUCGAGUGCACAGGUGCAUGGGAAACUAUGACACAAAAAGGAACAUUUUCAAGUGCGUCUCUGUAAGACCAGCAACUAUUCAAGAACAAAACACUUUCCAAGAAUUUGUUAAAAUUGCAGAUGUUGAGAUGACAGCAUAUGUAAAAACAAUGAAUGAAAUUUAA
This is a messenger RNA of Aptenodytes forsteri (emperor penguin), 1098 nucleotides long. RefSeq names its product spermatogenesis associated 22 (gene SPATA22). Bases 1 to 1098 code for a protein of 365 amino acids. Lineage: Eukaryota; Metazoa; Chordata; Aves; Sphenisciformes; Spheniscidae. The record is from RefSeq and is a predicted model, not a curated record. Gene Ontology annotation, biological process: meiotic DNA repair synthesis; gamete generation; regulation of meiotic cell cycle. The transcript is spliced from 8 exons.